Molecule: messenger RNA, 1266 nt
Organism: Brassicogethes aeneus
Lineage: Eukaryota; Metazoa; Arthropoda; Insecta; Coleoptera; Nitidulidae
Source: the annotation of a GenBank genome assembly
CAUUCCCAGUCACACGUGCCUUAUCAAAACAAAUAUAAUUUCAGUAUGGGGAAAACAAAGCGAAUUAAACCCUCGCAAGCGGGUUCUAAAGUACCCUUAGAGCAAGAUAUAGAAGAAGCCAAGUUUGCCAAAGGCAAAAACAGGAGUAAAAUACGUUUAAGGCAAGAUGAAGAAGAACAGUUUGUUGGAGCCAAUUUAUCACGAAAAAUUUUAUCGGCUGCCCGUGAACAGCAAAGGGAAGAGUUUGGGCCCACUCCAGCUGAAUCAGCUGGUAGGCGUAAACCAAUUAAACUUGGAGAUGAUAUUGAUUCUGAUUCUGAUAAGGAAGAAGAAGAUAUUCUUGAACCUGAUACUUAUUAUGAAAAUAUUGAAAUUAAUGAGGAUGAUGAAAAAGCAAUGGAAAUGUUUAUGAGUUCAAAUCCAGCACCCAGGCGUACUUUAGCUGAUAUUAUUAUGGAAAAAAUCACAGAGAAACAGACAGAAUUAGACACACAUUUCAGUGAUGCUGGUACUUUACAAAUACAGGAUUUGGAUCCUAGUAUAAAAAAUAUGUAUGAAGGAGUCAGAGAUGUGUUAAGAAAGUACAGGAGUGGAAAGUUACCUAAGGCUUUUAAAAUUUUGCCAAAUCUUAGAAACUGGGAGCAAAUUUUGUACAUUUGUGAUCCUCCAAGUUGGUCUGCAGCUGCCAUAUUCUUUAAUUUAGUUCUGUUGCCCCGUAUUCGAGAUGAUCUGGCUGAAUACAAAAGAUUAAAUUUCCAUUUGUAUCAAGCUUUACGGAAAGCAUUAUUUAAACCUGGAGGCUUUAUGAAGGGUAUUUUGUUACCUUUAUUAGAAAGUGGCAAUUGCACAUUAAGAGAAGCAAUUAUUGUUGGUUCUGUGGUAGCAAGAAAUUCCAUACCUAUUCUACAUUCUUCUGCUGCUCUUUUAAAAAUCGCAGAAAUGGAUUACACUGGCGCAAAUUCUAUAUUUCUAAGAAUAUUCUUGGACAAAAAGUAUGCCUUACCUUACAGGGUAGUGGAUGCAUGUGUGUUUCACUUCUUAAGAUUUGAAAGGGACACCAGGGAGUUGCCUGUGCUAUGGCAUCAAGCCUUCCUAACAUUUGUACAAAGAUACAAAGCAGAUAUUUCCAGUGAACAAAGGGAUUCUUUAUUGGAACUUCUGAAGAAACAAAAUCAUCAUACAAUAACAGCAGAAAUAAGAAGGGAAUUACAACAUGCUAAAUGCAGGGAUGAUGAAACAGCCACCCCAGCUAUGGACUUUGAUUAA